AUAAUAGUGAAAGAGAAUCCUGCUCUUGCACAACAAAUACUACAUUUAGCUCUGUAUUACCAGGAAGAUAUAGAAUUGUGCUCACAAGAGAUUCAUCACAACAGUUAGUAGCUGGGAGGCUUUAUUGUACUGUAGAAAUACCGACCCUCAUGGGCCAGACUCUGAAGUAGUCAGGUCAGCCAAAAAUUGCAGAGAAGUCAAAGGGCCAAAUGUGAUUUUGCUGCAACCUCCAAACAAAGUCAUUGAAAACAAAAGACGAACUGUCUCAAUGAGUUAUGCCAAGAACUCAUACACGGGCAGAAUCAUAUGUGGACAUAGCCAUAUGGACAAUGUCAAUAUUCAGCAUCACAUAUGAAGUAAGAAGGAGACGUGAUAACUGUGAAGAAAUGUUUGAAUAGAGCAACCAGUAAAGAAGGAAGUAUAUUUUACAUACAUAUGGGCAGAGGAGUAAAUGGAAACUGCAGAAAGUUUGGGCUAAAUAUCAUUUUUGACUCUGGGACUAUCCCACAGGUCUUUGUCAUCUCAGAAGCCUGUCACUCAUCCUUGUGAUGCCUUCUGAGGCCUUUGGCAGGUAUGGGUGCACCUGGGGUUUUGUUAAAUAUGGAUGCAACAGGCCAUAACUGGUUUGAUGAUGUAUCUGUGCAGGAGUGGAAAUGAUAACAUUCAAUCACUUUGUACCGCUGGUGGGACCGUGAGUCGAGGUGCAAUGGAAGGGCACAGAUGGGAGAACAGCUCCUUGCAAGCCUCGUGCCUGUGACAACCCAGCACUACCUGAGGGCUGAAAAAGGUCAUCUGGCAGCACAACUUGGGGCUGCUCACCACCACAAGCCAUGUUGGAAUCUCCCAGACGUUAUACAGAAAAGAGCACGGGGCCUGGGAUUUUACUCUGUUGAGGACAUAUUAAAGCAGGGGAUGUUGCAGUGAUGAUGUUACUUUGGCAUCCAACCAACAACUGCUGUGUAGAAGAAGCCGUUCCAUCUUUUCUGUUAUGGUCCCUGGCCACCUCUCCAGGCUGGCAUACUGAAAAAAAACCGGCACUUCAGCAACGCCUGUCACAUCGAUGCGAUUUAGUUGCACACAACCAAGACGUGCUGUUCCACCACCAACAGUUAAACUAGGCAAUAAAGAAUCACAACGACUUAAGGAGCAGGUGCCGGGGGGGUGCCUCCUCCUCGGCCCCGUGGCCGCCCCUCGGCCUCACAGGCUGCGGACGAGCAGAGCCCCCCGGGGCCGCCCUGGGAGGAGAUGGCGGCGGGGCGUCGCUCCCUCACGCCGCCGGCAGUUAAUCAUUAAGCCCCCCCCCGAGCCUCCCCGCACCUCGGCCGAGCCCCGUCCCCUCGGCACCGACCUCCCCCGGCUGCCGUGAGGAGGCAGGGCCCCGCCGGGGGCACGCCUGCCCCUCCUCGCCUCCCCUCAGGCUGCCGGCGGCCCCGCGUCCCGGAGAGCCCCUGAGGAGCCCAUGGGGCGCGGCAGGUGCCGGUGAGGAGCAUGGCCGAGGGAACCGAGGCUGACGGCGCCUUCCUGCGCCUCCCGGCCGAGCAGGACGAGCGCUACGCCGAGCUGCUGGCCGCCGGCUUGCUGCCCUGCGCCCGGGACGGGACGGGCGCCGAGAGGGGGCUCCCGGAGCCAUCCGCCAUCAAGUCAGAGCUCCGUGCGGGCAGCGACAGCCUCUCGGAGGACGACGAGGAUGCGGACGGCCGCGACGGCAAGCUGAAGGGCGCGGGAGGCAGCCCGGCGGCGAAGAGGAGCGUGGCGCAGAUGAUGAAGGACAAGAAGAAGCAGACGCAGCUCACGCUGCAGUGGCUGGAAGAAAACUACAUUGUCUGUGAAGGAGUUUGUUUACCGAGAUGCAUCCUUUAUGCACAUUAUUUAGACUUCUGCAGAAAAGAGAAGCUAGAACCUGCUUGUGCUGCAACUUUUGGGAAGACCAUUCGCCAGAAAUUCCCUCUCCUUACCACAAGGCGGCUUGGAACAAGAGGCCAUUCAAAGUAUCACUAUUAUGGAAUUGGCAUUAAAGAAAGCAGUGCAUACUACCACUCUGUGUAUUCUGGAAAAGGCUUAACCAGGUUCUCUGGAAGCAAGUUGAAGAAUGAGGGUGGUUUCACUCGGAAAUAUUCUCUGAGUUCCAAAACUGGAACUCUCCUCCCAGAGUUUCCAAGUGCUCAACAUCUUUUGCUUCAAGGGUGCAUUUCUAAAGACAAGGUAGAUACUCUUAUCAUGAUGUACAAAACACACUGUCAGUGUGUCCUUGACAAUGCAAUUAAUGGGAACUUUGAAGAGAUUCAGCAUUUCUUAUUACAUUUUUGGCAAGGAAUGCCUGACCAUCUUCUUCCCCUGCUCGAAAAUCCCAUCAUUGUUGACAUCUUCUGCGUUUGUGACUCAAUUCUGUAUAAGGUCCUUACAGAUGUACUCAUCCCUGCAACGAUGCAAGAAAUGCCAGAAAGUUUACUGGCAGAUAUAAGAAAUUUUGCAAAAAACUGGGAACAGUGGGUUGUUUCUUCUUUGGAAAAUCUACCAGAAAUCCUGACAGAUAAGAAAUUGCCUAUUGCACGAAGAUUUGUUUCUUCCCUGAAACGGCAGACAUCAUUCUUACACCUAGCACAGAUUGCUCGGCCAGCCCUGUUUGAUCAGCAUGUGGUGAAUUCCAUGGUGUCGGAUAUUGAAAAAGUUGAUUUGAAUAGUAUUGGCUCUCAGGCACUCCUUGCAGUCUCAGGGAGCACAGAUUCUGAUGGGGAAGUCUACAGUGAAUAUGACUCUAUUACAGUGUUCCAAGAACUGAAGGACCUUCUAAAGAAGAAUGCCACUGUGGAAUCAUUUAUUGAAUGGUUGGAUACUGUGGUUGAGCAAAGGGUUAUCAAGGCAAGCAAGCAAAAUGGGAGGUCAUUAAAGAAGAGGGCUCAAGACUUUCUUCUAAAAUGGAGUUUUUUCGGUGCUCGAGUGAUGCAUAACCUAACUCUAAACAACGCAUCAAGUUUUGGUUCUUUUCAUUUGGUCCGCAUGCUACUAGAUGAGUACAUCCUGCUUGCCAUGGAGACACAGUUCAACAAUGACAAAGAACAAGAACUCCAGAAUCUACUGGACAAAUACAUGAAGAAUUUAGAUGCAAGCAAAGCCACCUUUACUGCAUCACCCAGCUCUUGCUUCCUAGCAAAUCGUAACAAAGCUGCUCCUCUGACCAGUGACACUUCAGUCAAAAAUGAGUGCCUAGCAGAGCAAACCUAUGUGUCCUUGUCAGCUAGCCAGCCCAGCAGUGUACCUUCUGGUCUGAAUCCCUUUGCCACAGGAGACAGUGAAAAUAUGCAGCUGACAGGUCAGAUGGAGCUGUCUGAAAGCACUGGUCACCUGAUGACUCCACCCAUUUCACCCGCCCUGGUCAGCCGAGGAAGUGUUAUCAACCAGGGGCCGAUGGCUGUGAGGCCUCCAAGUGUAGGCCCGGUGUUAUCCACACAUUCACAGUGCUCUUCCUACUCAGAACCCCUUUAUCAGACUUUGUCGCAAACUAAUCAGAAUUACUACGGAAACAAUUCCAAUUACCAGGCUAUGUUCAGAACUCAGGCCCAUUCCACGCCGGGUGUUUACCACCACAGAGCAGAGCACAGCCGAUUCAAUGCAUUAAGUGAACAGCAGUUCUCCAGAGACUACUUCAGCAACAGUUGUGCUGUAUCUCCGUACAGUGCCAGAUCUCCUUCCAGUUAUGGUCCCUCAUCCAUGCCUCAGGACACUCACAGUAUGCAGUUUCUGAAUACUGGGAGCUUCAAUUUCUUGAGCAACUCAGUGUCUACUUGUCCAGGAGCAACAUAUGCCCCUAAUGCUUCCAAUGGAUAUUAUGGAAACAAUAUAAAUUAUCCAGAAUCUCACAGACUUGGAUCAAUGGUUGAUCAACAUGUUUCUGUAAUCAGCAGUGUAAGUAGCAUUCGAUCAUUGCCAUCAUACAAUGAUAUACAUGAUCCACUGAAUAUCUUGGAUGACAGCGGAAGGAAACAAACAGGCUCAUACUACACAGAGUCCCCACCUUCUAUUGUCUGUCGGACUCCUAUGCCUUCAAACAUGCAAACCGCAUCUUCUUCCCAGUGUAUGUAUGGAACAUCUGGUCAGUUCCCUCCUCAGGAAAAUCUGGAGUCUCAUGGCCCACCAAGCAGAGAGAUGGUAUCAUCUUUACCACCAAUCAACACAGUCUUCAUGGGAGCAGCUGCUGGGGGAACCUGAACUGGGACAGACAUGUCACUGCCUUAAGCUUACUUUCCAAAUUCAGACAUUAAGGCUAUGAUGGCAAUACUUUUAUGCUGAUGAAUUAGAAAAGUAUUAUAUAUAGGUGUAAAAAGAGCCAUUUUAGAGAUAUUAGCACCCCUCCACAUGGAAAAGAAGCUAUAUUCAUAUUGUGUCCUGCUUGUGAAUAACUCAGGAUUGGUUUCAUUACAGCUUUUAAGUCAGAAAUUCAGGGUGAGCAUAAAGAACCAGUGAUUCUUGAAAGCAAGACUAAGUUGUAAAGAAAUGAUUACAUCUCUUCCUAAUUUAUUAAAAAUGCUAUUUUAGUCUUUCACUUAUAUCUUUUUAUAUAAAAAUGUUUAUUUAAUGCCUGUGUUGCUCAUUAUUUAUUAGGACCACAGAGUAACUGUUUACUUUCUCUUAUUUGACAAAUUGUCAAAUGUAUGUAUCCUACCUCCUAUGGAAAUGUUUACAAGGUCAAUUUUUACUGUUUUAAAUGAAACUAAGACAAAUUCUUUUUUUUUUUUUUUUUUUUUUUAACUGUGUUGUGCUUUGGAAAGUCAAUUUCAAAUGUCUAGUGCCUAUUUGUGUAAGUGAAAGUCCUCAGGAAGUAAAUAAAACAUAUUGUGGGAUUUUUUUUUUCUUUUAAAAUGGACCACUUUCUCUUAAAAUACAACCGACAAAACAUGCAGGUAUCAUUAGCUAACUAAUUUCAGUAGCCUGCUACUGUAGCUGGUUAACUGAAACAAAUGAAACUAUGCCACAAAAUGUCAUGGGAUUUUGAUAUUACUUGUGGUAUGAUCCCCAAAUUUAUACUGGUGGAAAUC
Molecule: messenger RNA, 5033 nt
Organism: Cygnus olor (mute swan)
Lineage: Eukaryota; Metazoa; Chordata; Aves; Anseriformes; Anatidae
Gene: RFX6
Product: regulatory factor X6
Exons: 19
Coding region: 1489-4206 (905 amino acids)
Biological process (GO): regulation of transcription by RNA polymerase II
Molecular function (GO): DNA-binding transcription factor activity, RNA polymerase II-specific; RNA polymerase II cis-regulatory region sequence-specific DNA binding
Source: RefSeq, a predicted model, not a curated record